AUGGCUGAAUCGGAAUCAACCCCAGAAAACAACUCGGCCGAGCAAAAUUCGGACCCGGUUACAUCGCCAGGACAAGGUCUGGGAGUGUCAAUCGCGGCAGCACCGUUGGAAGUCGACGAUAAUUCUAGCAUUGCCGACGAUGCGUCUACUAUUGACGACCGAAUCUCUUCGUACACAGCAUCUUUGACAUCAAGCGUUUUAGACUACCCAGAAGAAUAUGGACGUACAUAUCAUGCUUUCCGGGCAGGAUCAUACAACUUCCCAAAUGAUGAGAGAGAGAUGGAUCGUCUAGACUUGACGCAUACAAUGGUUGUUAAGACCAUCGGCAACAAACUCUUUCUAGCCCCCAUUGACUCUGAGACGACGCAUCGCAUUCUGGACGUCGGAACCGGCACUGGAGUCUGGGCUAUCGAGAUUGCCGAUGUGUUUCCCAAUGCCGAAAUCAUUGGAAACGACUUGAGCCCAAUCCAACCAGCAUGGGUGCCGCCUAACGUCAAGUUUGAGAUUGACGACGUCGAAAGCGCAUGGGUUGUCAACGAGAAAUACAAUUUUAUUUUCACGCGAUACAUGGCAGCCUCCAUAGCAAACUGGCCGAAACUCGUUGGCAGAGUUUACAAAAACCUAGCGCCGAAUGGAUGGGCAGAGUUUCAAGACAUGAGUGUGCUCUACGCAUGUGAUGACGGGACUCUCACUGAGGAGCAUGCGAUCAUGAAGUGGGACCGUCUGUUCAUCGAAGCUUGCAAGAAGCUGGGCCGCGAAGACUCCCCGGGCCCGAAACUCGAGGGCUGGGUCCGCGAGGCUCCCUUCAAAAAUGUCGUUCAUCAUCACUUCAAGAUCCCUCUGGGCCCAUGGGCCAAGGACGAACACAACAAGGAUAUCGGGAUGUGCAACCUUGCUCAAACCCUGGAGGGUCUCGAUGCCUUUACCUUGAAGCUGUUCAUCGGCGUUCUGGGGUGGACCAGAGAGGAAGUGGUUGUUUUGCUUGCCCAAGUUCGCCAGGAGUUGAAGACUGGGGCCUUCCACGCAUAUCUGAACUAUCACGUUGUCUACGGGCAGAGGGUUGACGAUGAGGAGAACUCAACUGAGGCGCAGUAA
This is a messenger RNA of Colletotrichum orchidophilum, 1095 nucleotides long. Its product is annotated as TAM domain methyltransferase. The record is from RefSeq and is a predicted model, not a curated record. The transcript is spliced from 10 exons. Lineage: Eukaryota; Fungi; Ascomycota; Sordariomycetes; Glomerellales; Glomerellaceae. The coding region runs from base 1 to 1095 and encodes 364 amino acids. Gene Ontology annotation, molecular function: methyltransferase activity.